Messenger RNA from Rhinopithecus roxellana (golden snub-nosed monkey), 1181 nucleotides. RefSeq lists its product as uncharacterized. The coding region runs from base 202 to 501 and encodes 99 amino acids. The record is from RefSeq and is a predicted model, not a curated record. The transcript is spliced from 2 exons. NCBI's taxonomy places the organism in Eukaryota, Metazoa, Chordata, Mammalia, Primates, Cercopithecidae.
GCGGGGCGCAGGCGGCGCCGCGGCCGGGAGGGGACGGGGACGGGGGCGCACGACAGCCCCCGCGCGCGCUCCCGGCCGGGCGCGUCCACACAAUGCCGGGCGCGCUGGCUGGAGGGCCGCGCCGGGAGCCGCCCGCCGGCCCGCGGGGCUCAGGGCGCGAGUGUGCGCGGGGGACGGACCGCGCGCGGGACACAAAAGGGAAUGGACGCGCGGGGGCGGCGGGCGGGGAGCCGCGGCCCCACCGAAGGGACCCCCGGCCGCCGAGCGGCCUCUACGUCAGCGCCCCGGGUGGCGCCGCCUCCGCCCGCCGGCCUGGGCCGCCGCUCCCGCCGCGGGGAAGGCGGGCUGGGGAACCCUGCGGGGGAGAAGGAUCCCGCGGACUUCCCUGAUGCUCAGCCCCAGAGGAAGAGGACAGAAGCCCGGGCGGGGAGUGCGCUGGCACGGGCGGGUCAGCUCUGUCAAGAGAGAGCUCCCUGGCAUUUGAGCCCCCCAGGCCCGUGACCUAAGGGGCGAGGAGUACGGGAACCCUGGCCCCCGUGUCCAGGGAGCUGAGCCCCCACGGUGGGGAGGAGAAGCGGAGGUGCGCUCUGAGUGGUCACUUGCACCCUUUCUAGAGGCCUUCCCUGCCCCGCCAGCGCUGCAUCCUUGGGGCAUCCGCGCUGGGCGGGGGCCACAUCCCUGCCCGCCCUUCCUCCCUCACCGUCUUUCUCUCCCCAUCCUCCCUCAGCAAAAUCCGCAUCAUGCUGGGAAAUGCGGGCCACCCCUGCUCGGAAUUCCAGAAUCUUGGGAAGGAAAACCUGGCCCAGUCUCCUAGCAGCAUCCAUGACAAGGCUCCUUAGCCCCUCGGCCCCUCACCAUCACCGCCCACUAGCAGCUGCCAAGGGGCUGUUUGCUCCAGGGCAGGCGGCUCAAUUAAGGUCCUUACUCCAACUGAGCAAAAAUCCGCCCUCACAGUCAGCCACCCACCCCCAACAAGUGACCCCGUGGAUACAGACUCAGGGCAGUGCCCAAAGAACUGGGCACUGGGGAAGGAGACAGAGGAAGAAGUAGCUGGCCACAGAGGGAGAGGAAAGAGCAGAAGACCCCCAGCUCCCACACCUCUGGGCUGGCCAGGAUGGCCUGCAAUAGACCUUCCUACCUGAAUUCCGGUUGUCACUGGUUGCCUUCCUCCUGGGUGAAAG